Molecule: messenger RNA, 2298 nt
Organism: Brassicogethes aeneus
Lineage: Eukaryota; Metazoa; Arthropoda; Insecta; Coleoptera; Nitidulidae
Source: the annotation of a GenBank genome assembly
GUGCAAUUUCACCUUGUUAAUGUGUUUGUGCGUCUUGUGUCUAUGUCUGAUUUGUUUGUGAAAAUGUCCUUGUGUAACUACCAGCCGACGAACGUAAACAUUUUGAUGGUGGGCGAGAUAGCCAGUGGAAAGUCCACUCUAAUAAACGCUCUAGCGAACUAUUUAUCGUUCAGAGAUUUCAAUUUGGCUUUGAAACUGCGUAGGCCGGUCAUAUUGGCGCCUACUGCAUACAAUGUGGCGGACAGGAUGGGCACUCGGUUCGUGGUAACCGCCGGGAAUGUACUGAAUCCUUUUGUCACGCAUAAAGGCGUAUCUGCAACUCAGGAUUUCAGAACGUAUUCUUUCCAAAUUUGGAACGGCUUGGUUACGAUCAGAAUAAUUGAUACGCCUGGUUUGGGCGAUUUCAGAGGCCCAGCAGAAGACAAUAAAACCAUCGAGAACAUCCUAAACUACAUCGGAAAACGCUUUGAGCUGCACGCAAUUUGUUUCGUCCUUAAACCUCUAACCAAACCGUUACACCCCUCCAUGUUGAACUACAUGAAGGCACUUAUCCUGAACUUAAAUCCGAAAGUAACCAGCAACUUCGUGUUCGCUUUCACUCACACGAGAGAGUCGUUUUACAGUAUGGGUCAUUCCGAGGGUUUCAUGAGCGAAGCGUUCGACUUGUUGGAGAAGUGGUUCCCCGGUGCUAAGGUGCCUUUCAGGGAUAACGUUUUUUGUUUCGAGAAUGAGCCGUUUAUACAGCUGAUCACCAACAAGAAUUAUAUUGUGUUGAGGGAUGAAGUCGGGCAGUUGAAUUCAGAGAGUUGGACUAUUUCCUGCAAUCAGGCUUGGAAGUUUAUACACUACAUCGUAGGCAAUUACGCCACAGCCCCACUAACACCUUUCGAAAUGCUCGAAAAAACGACCAUCAACGACGUCCGACGAAUCCUCAACAUCCUCACUCAACCCUUAGUUGACAACGCACAAUACCUGAUAAUAAACAUAGCUCUACUGCUAUCCCACCGGAUCAAAUUAACGAAAGAAAAACUGGACGUCAAAGAAGCCAGACCCUUGUUCGAGGUACCAACCAUUAAAAUGAAAAUGGACAGCACGGUAUAUCCAGUCGUGCUGUGCGCCAGCUUGGACUGCGUCAGCAAGAUUCAGGUCGAUGAUGUGCAAAUACUAUUCCCAAAAACUAUAUGCGAAAGCCCAAAUAAUCUUUCCGAUAACAGGAGAAGAAUAAUAGGAGAUGAGGAACUCGUAAAAUGUAGACUUUUUGACAGAAAUACCGGAAAAUGCAUCAAAUGUAACUGUAGUUGCAACUUUCAUAUGUAUUCGUAUUAUCUGAAUGAAUUUUACCGGAAAGAUGCUUCGUUUACAUUCAAAAUCGAGAAAAUAACUUCCAAAAAAGUUAUUAAGGAGGAAGUGGAUAUACUGGUAUUGAAAAUUGACGAGAGAAUAGCUAGCUUUAAGGAAGAACUGACCGACAUAGCUAUUGCUGCAGCUGAGUUUACUUUUUUCCUUAAGACAACUUCUGUAAGAGACUUCAAUGAUUCUUUCAGGGACUACAUUAACUACUUAAUUGCUCGGGAGGAUAUGCAAAACAUAAAACAAACCUCCGAAGUAUCAAACUACUUACGAAAAACCUUGCAGCUCUACGACCAAGUUCUAACAGCGUACGAAAAAAACAACGUCUACAAACAAAAAAAUUUACGGACUUUAAAUGAAAGCGAACGUCUACUGGAAAGCGUCAAUACCGUAAUCAAUAAAGUUUUUAACUUGGAGCUAUGUGGACAAUAUUUAACCAAGUUGUUCAAUAUUCAAAUCAUGUCCAGAGAGAAUGAGUUUAGGACUACCGUACAUUACAAGAAGAAUGUUGUAGAGACUCAGAAGAUUCUGCAAAGAUUUCCUUCAGAAUCGUUGUUUAUGAGUCACUCCAAUACACCGAGUGAUUACUACAAACCUUGGUGUGGUUCCCCGGUACCAUAUUUAUCUGAUAAUAGUAUAGAAGCGAAACAUAACUUUAUAAAUCAACUACUAGACUUAUCGAUAGGUGAGCAGGUUAUGGAUGCAUCAACUUCAAAUGUUAGCUAUCCUCAGGCCCCAACCAAAGAAUCUGUUGCAUCCCUAGCGACUGUAGGGGAAACUUACAAUCUGAGAAGGAUCCACACUUAAUAUUUUUAAAAAUAAAUAUGACGAUAUUGUAUUUUAACCAUAAUUUAUUUGUACAUAAUAUUUUAUAUUGACAAAAUAUAUUUUAACAACUAUAUUAAACUUUUUGACUUUUUUUACUGUAUUAUAAGCAAGGACCGGAUU